Spodoptera exigua (beet armyworm) is the source of this 1809-nucleotide messenger RNA. The record is from the annotation of a GenBank genome assembly. Lineage: Eukaryota; Metazoa; Arthropoda; Insecta; Lepidoptera; Noctuidae.
AUGGAUAAACCUAAAUCGACAGUCAUGAAGUCAAAAUCUUCAAGCAGUGCAAUAACCACAAAGUCAGAACCACGGAAACGCAAGAAAAGUCGAAGUAACGCUGAAUUUCGCCCUUCAAUAUUGAAGAAAAGGGGAGUUUAUGUUGAGAAGAAAACUACUAAGAUAGCUAUUAAUGAUAGAGAUUUAAGUCCUAUUGGUCAACUAUCCAAUCCAAGACCCCCGUCGAGCCCACGUCCAAUCCCACGACCAGGUAAAAAAAGAUUCGUAGCAUCCGUCCUCCAAAUCCUCUCCCAAUCCACCACUGGAACCCAAUACCCAGACCAAGAAAACUCUGAAAAAUUAAAGAAGCAAGAAAGACCGAAAUUCAGUCUUAAAAAGAAAAAAGAAGAAGUUGAAACAUUUACAGAAGAUCUUAGCACAUCGACGAGUUCCAAAAGAAAGCGUAGAUAUCGUUCAAAAAUACUGAAUUGCGGACACACAGACUCAGAUUUCGAAAAACUCGUAGUCUUGCAAUCAACAAAAGAAAUUACUCACACACCUUCAAAUGCAUCUGAUAAAAGCAAUUGGUUUAGAAACACUAGCAGCUUCUACAAGGAACCAGAAACCGUCAAAUGGACUGAUAUCUUGCUAACAACACCUAAAAAAAUCAAAGAUGCCCCAGCGACUAAAGAAAAUAAAGAUGAAGAAAAUAAAGAAACGCCUCCAAAACUUACAGAAACAAAAGUCAAAUCAAUCGAUAGAGAUUUUUCUACUUUAAUAGCAGAAGGACCUAAAAAAGUCGACAAGAAAUUGUACAAAUUCUUCUACGAUCUUCUUGAAACAACUUUCAGUGUUUAUAAUGUAAACACGGAAUUCAAUAAUAUAAUACCUCCAUCUACAUUUUCGUCAAAAGUUAAUUUCGAAAUAGAUGAAAAUGUAGUUAGGAAAUUGGCGAUAGAGAAAACGAAAGCUUCCGCUGGUGAAGACAAAGAAACACCAUCUAAAUUUCACUACAUCAAGCCAGAUGUAAAGGACCAGUGGGAUGACAAGCGGUUACUUGAACAUUUUCAACCAAAAGCUGUUAAACUUGCAACACCACUGUCUCCACCUAAAUCAAUAAAAAGGAGACAGAAGGUAAAACCGAACCGACCAAUAGAAUACAAGAAGAAAUCGUUACCGAUGUCAGCAAGUUUGUCCAUUCCUAACAACAAAAUAUCAGUAAAAAAAGAAAGAAAGAAAACAUUCAUAAACCUUUUGAAGAAACAGCUCAAAAUGGAAGACGAAGACUUUGACGAACCACAAAAUUUUUACCAAGCUUUAAAAGUUAUUGCACGAAAUAAACGCAGAUGUCAAAGGUCGAUACAUUUUGUCGAAUCAAAGAAACCCAGCGAAGGAGAUGUUCACGUCUGCCAGUUUAAAAGACGAAAAUUAAUCUCAUCUGGCUAUAAAUCUAGCAAAAAGUCCAAAAAUAUACCGGAAAGUGAUUUUUUUAAAUCAAUGAAAUCAUUCUCCCGUAAUUCAGAUUAUUCCACAAGAGUAAAAAAGCGAAACAAUAUGUGUGUUAUUGACACAACAGCGGAUAUUCCUUCGGUGCAAUCUUUGGAAGUAUUUGGUUUUGAUUAUGAACCUGUCAGUAAAAAGCCUGCUAUUAAAAAUUCGACCUCAUUUCCUCCUUCAACUUCAACUAGUAUCCAAGAAUAUAACAUCAAUGCCCCGCUGCUAAUGAAAUUCAGUAAUAGUACCACAAGUUCUAUCAUAGAAAGUUCUCAAAUUAGAGCACAACACGGACUUAGGGCCCUGAGUGAAUUAUUGCAGAAUAAGUCUUUCUAA